Colletotrichum orchidophilum is the source of this 3879-nucleotide messenger RNA. RefSeq names its product amino acid permease. The record is from RefSeq and is a predicted model, not a curated record. Gene Ontology annotation, biological process: cell volume homeostasis; potassium ion homeostasis; potassium ion import across plasma membrane. Gene Ontology annotation, cellular component: membrane. The transcript has 3 exons. Bases 1 to 3879 code for a protein of 1292 amino acids. NCBI's taxonomy places the organism in Eukaryota, Fungi, Ascomycota, Sordariomycetes, Glomerellales, Glomerellaceae. Gene Ontology annotation, molecular function: potassium:chloride symporter activity.
AUGGGCGGCGACGACAGACGACCGAGUCUCUCCAGCAUGGAGCAGAUUAGCACCAAGGCCAAAUUGGGUGCGGUUUCGGGCGUCUAUAUCCCUGUCUGCCUCAACAUCUUCAGCAUUCUCAUGUUCCUCCGUUUUGGUUGGAUCCUCGGUCAAGUUGGACUUCUGGGCAUGCUUGGACUACUGGUUACGGCUUACCUUGUAGACUUUUUGACAACUCUCUCUCUAUCUGCUAUAGCUUCAAAUGGCGAAGUCAAGGGCGGAGGCGCCUACUACGUAAUCUCGAGGUCUCUCGGCCCCGAGUUUGGCGGUUCCAUCGGGAUGCUCUUCUAUCUCGCUCAGGUCCUCAAUACCGCGCUCAACGUUGUUGGUCUAAUUGACUGCAUAAAGUUGAACGUCGGAGAAUCUUUCCCCCAAGGCUACUGGACUGUCUACAUGCUCCAAACCUUGGCUUUGCUGCUAUGUGCUGGAUUGUGCUUGGCCGGGAGCGGAAUAUUUGCCAAAGCCAGCAAUGCGCUGCUUGUCAUUUUGAGUCUCGCAAUUAUAAGCAUUCCCAUAUCUGCCGCGUUGAAGUCUCCUUUUCGAGAUAAUGGACUUGGCGUGCGCUUCACCGGCUUUAGCAUCGAAACACUGGUGGACAACUUUGCUCCCCAUACAAAAGCCGACUCGUACAAGGGAUUUGAAACUUUUCGAGAAGUCUUUGCCAUCCUGUUUCCUGCCACGUCGGGAAUCUUUGCUGGAGCUUCAAUGUCUGGGGACUUGGUAAAUCCCAGCAAAGACAUCCCGAAAGGGACUCUCUGGGCGAUGAUGACCACCUUCAUUGCAUACCUGGUCGUAGUCUUCUCCAUGGCUUCCACCACAACGCAUGCUUCAUUUAUCAACAACACCAACAUUAUCUCGGUCACAAGCUUGUCUCCGCCUCUGAUCCUCGCCGGAGAGUGCGCCGUCACCUUCUUCUCCGCUGUGAUGGGACUUAUUGGUGCUGCCAAGCUCAUGCAGGCCCUGGCGAGGGAUAAGUUGCUUCCUGGUCUUCUGCCAUUUUCACGAGGGACGAAGAGGGCCGAUGAACCAAUUCAAGCCAUUAUUCUCACAUACGCACUUGCCCAGAUUGCCAUGUUUGCCAAUCUGAACCAGAUCGCGACUUUGAUAUCCAUGGGCUACCAGAUGACGUUCUUCGUCAUGAAUCUGGCAUGUUUUCUACUCAAGAUAGGGUCGGCUCCCAACUUCCGGCCUGCAUUCAAGUUCUUCAGCUGGGAAACAGCUUUCGCCGGUAGCAUCAUGUCUGCAGCGGCCAUGUUCUUCAUCGACCAGACUUAUGCGGCUACUGCAGUCUGCUUACUCGUCUUCCUUUUCUCCCUGAUCCACUAUCUCAGUCCGCCGAAGCGAUGGGGCGAUGUCUCGCAGAACCUCAUUUACCACCAAGUGAGGAAGUAUUUGUUGCGACUACGGCCUGAGCAUAUUAAAUUCUGGAGACCCCAAAUCAUUUUACUCAUCAACAAUCCUAGGAGUCAAACUAGGUUGAUUCAAUUCUGCAAUUCUGUAAAGAAAGGGGGUCUCUAUAUUCUUGGCCACGUCAUUGUGACCGACGAUUUUAGUAGCGGUGUUCAUGAGGCAAGGCUCCAACAGGCGGCAUGGACAAAGUACAUCUCGGAGUUUUCCCGGAUCAAGGCUUUUGUGCAGCUGACGAUGUCCCCGACCAUCACCUGGGGUAUUCGAAACUUGAUUUUGUCAGCCGGGCUGGGGGGUAUGCGUCCAAACAUCGCCGUGAUGGGCUUUUACAACAUGGACGAGCUCAGAGAUUCUCGCCCUUCUUUCCAAGUUCCGAAAGCUCCUAGCUCGUCAAAUACGAACGCCCGCCCUCAGGCAAAAGCCAAAGAAAGGAACCCCCGCAGAAGACGAGGCGACACAUCCGCACGCCUGAUGGAAGGUAUUCUGCCUACAGAUGUGAUGAAGACAGAAGGGAUGAUGAGUGUGACAAAUUACAUGACCAUGUUGGAGGAUCUCGCUUUGAGGUACAAACUCAAUGUUGCGAUUGGCAAAGGCUUCGAAAAUCUGGAAACGCCGCGCAAGGACAAGGCCAACAUCAAGAGAUAUCUCGACCUCUGGCCGAUACAGAUGUCAGCAGAAGUUUUGUCAGAUGGGAAAAGCGUCUUGACAACCAACUUCGACACAUGUGAGGCAGAUUUGUUCCUCAAUCAGGAUUUCACUAACACAUCUGCAGAUACUUUGAUUCUCCAACUCGGCUACAUCCUCUACAGCGUGCCGACAUGGCACAAACUCUACGAUAUUCGCGUACUGGUGUUUGUGGAGUACGAGAGUGAAGUGGAAGAAGAGCGGGCGCGUGUCAAGGCAUUGCUAGACAAGUUGAGGAUCGAGGCCGAAGUCAUCGUAUUCUGGCUUGCUUCCGGGCAGCUGAACACCUAUGAGUUGAUUAUUAACGGCCAAAGCAACGACCUCGAGUCUCAGAUCAUGGUUCACGAUAUACUGAAAGAUGAAGAGUGGUGGAAUGACCUCCAGAGAUUUCGAGGUCGCGAGCCAAAUUUGAACUCGACCGAAGAGCUCACAUCUUUUGCGAACAUCAUCGAGUCGACGGCAGGACGGCCUGGUGUAUUUAACCCCCAUGUGUCGCUCGACGACAUUGAAAGUGGACGGCGACCAAGUUUGGUGCACUUUGGGGAAUUGCCGAAGAAGCCGACGGUUUCGAAGCUGUCCCGCCUUGGCGUCAGUGUUGGAAUUCACACGUCUCACCUGGGAGAUGAGGUCUUCGAAGACGACUCUGGCUCCGACGGUGAGAUGAGUGGUCAAGAACAGCAGCCAUCGUGCCUUGAUUCCGAUUCCGAUUUCGAACCCGGCAGCAGUGAUUAUAGCGAGGACGAAACGCCAGACGCGGACGCCCCUAGACGACCGUUGUUACUUGGGCGAGGGCGAGAGCGAGGGCGAAGCCGAAGCCAGAGCGAUGACCUGCUAACAAGCCCGUCUAAACAAAAAAGAAGCAAAUCGAACAAAAGCGCUGCACCGGCAGCAUCCUAUGGCACGAUGAUUUCACAAGCUCGGUCUGAAGGGCAGGCGGGCCCAAGCCAUGUGGGCAGAAUUGAAAACGUGUCGGCACCCCCAACUCCAUUAGAACGACCUGUGCUCGAUCGCAAAAUAUCUGCUCGUUCCAUGGGUGGAUUCAGGUCAGCGGGCAUCAAUACUUACGAUGCGACUUCGGGAAGCGUAUCUGGAAUGGCGACCCCAGCAAGGCCGACCCUCUCUCGACAAUCAUCAGCAGUGCGAUUCUCAAGUCGCCCAAUGCCAGAAACGAGAACAGACGUGGAGGGCACGUCGGGUCCAACAAUCAUGUUUGCAGACACCACCGAGGAAGAGACGCCGCGUGCGGAACAACCCGCAUUCUCAAGCCAGUCCUCUGCUGGACGGUUUUCCAGUCGGCCAGUGCCCGAGAUGACGGUGACGGCGGCUGAAGAGUUUGAGCCAAACAUUACGUUUGCGGAACCCUCUUGCAGAUCGCGCAAAGCUUCCGUCGCGUCUACUGCCGAUCUGGGUGACGUCCACAUGAACAUGGCGGAGCUUGUGGGACGCUACAGAUUAGACUCGAGAGCUGAUGGAGACGGGCUCGGCUCGCCUUAUUCAACACAAGGCAUCUCGCUCUCGUUUAACGAUUUGCCAUCGCGGGCGCAACAUGUCAUCCUCAAUGAGCUGAUGCGACAAAACAGCAAAGAUACUGCCGUCAUGUUCACCACGUUGCCCGUGCCCACCGAAGGAACUUGCCAGGAUGAGCUGGCGAGCGUACAGUAUCUAUCGGACGUUGAGGUCCUCUGCCACGAGCUCCCUCCCGUCAUGUUGGUCCUGAGUAAUAACAUGACGGUCACGGUUGGGCUAUAG